GGUGGUAUUACGUCACUUCAGGUCGUUGGACCGAUGCUGGGUGUAACGAGGACCUCUUGACGCUGGUGUUCGGCUCUGCUGCAUAGAGAAUCCGGGUCUAGGGCGUAAAACGCCUGCGAGAGUAAAAAAUAAACGUGGAAAUAACAUUUGUCUUCUAGGGACAACGGAACUAGCCCCGCCUUCCGGCGCGCGGCGCUAGAGGGGAGGUGGUGGCGCAUGCGCAGUCAGAGUAGCACCCCCCAUGUGUAUUAGCUGUGGGUGUGCGGCGCUCUGGACUCACUGGACGGCGAGCGGGAGGGACUCGGUGCGCCAUGGCAGGGAAAGCAUUUAGGAAGUUUCUUCCCCUGUUUGACCGUGUUCUGGUUGAAAGAUGUGCAGCUGAGACUGUAACCAAAGGAGGCAUCAUGCUUCCGGAAAAAUCUCAAGGAAAAGUGCUACAAGCAACAGUAGUGGCAGUUGGAUCAGGAUCCAAAGGAAAGGAUUUUUACAAUUGGCCUGAUGAAUCUUUUGAAGAAAUGGAUAGCACGCUAGCUGUUCAACAGUAUAUCCAACAAAACAUAAGGGCAGACUGUUCUAACAUUGACAAAAUCCUGGAACCUCCUGAAGGACAGGAUGAAGGUGUAUGGAAGUAUGAACAUUUACGACAAUUCUGUCUCGAGCUCAAUGGACUUGCUGUCAAGCUUCAGAGUGAAUGCCACCCAGAUACAUGCACUCAGAUGACAGCAACUGAACAAUGGAUUUUUCUUUGUGCAGCCCAUAAAACUCCCAAAGAGUGUCCUGCUAUAGACUACACCAGGCACACGCUUGAUGGAGCUGCAUGUCUUCUGAAUAGCAAUAAAUAUUUCCCCAGCAGAGUUAGCAUAAAGGAAUCCUCUGUAGCCAAACUAGGAUCAGUGUGCCGUAGGAUUUACAGAAUAUUUUCCCAUGCGUAUUUUCAUCAUCGGCAGAUAUUUGAUGAAUAUGAAAAUGAAACCUUUUUGUGUCACCGGUUCACUAAAUUUGUGAUGAAAUAUAAUUUGAUGUCCAAGGAUAACCUGAUUGUACCAAUUUUGGAAGAGGAGGUGCAGAAUUCAGUGUCUGGGGAAAGUGAGGCAUGAUGGGAAUUGUGGUACAGAAAGCAACUGUACUGAACACACAAUUGACAUUAUGUACUGUAUAUAUCAUUUUAGACACUUCAAUCAUGUAUCCUUAUUAUAGCUUUGUUUAGUAUACUUUUUUGUAUGCUGUGUGCAUUGCCUUUUAAUAUGGGAAAUACUUUAAGUUAUUCAUGAACUGUAUAUUCAUCAAUGUGGCACUCAUGGUUUUUAAAUAAAAUUAGUAUUAUCUGUUUAUAAUACCUGUUAAUAAAAGAAUUACAGUUGUGUAAAAUUGCUGCUAAACAAUCAUUGGAUCACAAUCCUCAAAUGUGUCUGAUUAAAAAAGAUAAGUGAGACUAAGGUUUCACACAAGCCAUUUUCUAAUGAAAUAGUAAUGUUAGCCUUAGUUCUGAGUUUAAUACGUACCUUAAAUUUAGAAUCCUGCAGGAAGGUCCUUGUAAUGUAGCUUAUUCCUAAUUUUAGCUCUUACUUUUUUUCAAAGAACUCAUUUAUUUCUAAGUUUUACUUCUGCUUUUGGGCGUGCGUAUAUAGUAUUAACUAUUCUUGUAUGUGUAUAUUCAAAUAUUAAACACAACUACAGUAUUAGUAAUACCAAAAGGAUAACUUUACUAUGCUACUAAAAGUAUAUUUUUGAUCUGUAUGAGAGAUAGUUGUGUACUUUCUGGACUUGCCUUUCUGUAACAGUGGAGGCCUGUCUACAUCAUGGAAGUGAUGUGUUGAGUCUUAAGGAAAGGAAAGAUUAUUUUUUCUUAUGAAAAUCCUUCACUUUCGUUCCUCCCAUGACUUCUCAAAAGAAUAGCAGUGGCUGAAAAUAACUUUUCCUCUUGGCUAUAGUAAGGUACUUAGUGGUUUUAUACCUGUGCAUAUCUAUAAUAACUGCUUACAGAUUAUACCUCAGUGUUCAUAUUACACUACAGAACAAUGUACUAGCAUAGUCUUGUUUAUAGUCUUAGCACAAAAAUUGAAUUCUAGCCUUGCAAUACUUUGAUUCAUGUGGAGAGUAUGAUUAAUAAUGUGCUUUCAUCCAUUCACCUGGAUUGUAUCCACUCUGAGGUGAAAUACAUCCAUAGUUGGAGUUGUUUGCAGAUUUGCAAUAACUCACAAGUUCCAUGAGUGCUGCUUAAUGGUGUUGAACUGUCCAGAAUUUGAUUAGAAUUAAAUGUUUUAAAGACUAUUCUAGCAGACUUAUUGUUAAUGGUGUACAUAAAUGAAGAGAGUCUAAAAGCACUAGCAGUGUUCUUAUAUUAAAUGGAGCUUGCCUAGAUAAAGUAAGUUUUGUGGCUUCUUCACAUAGUAGAGGGCCUGUUUAUGUAUUGAAACAGGUUAAAGUGUUGGCCUUAGUGGGCCAAGCCAUUUAUCUAAAUGAUACUUCCUCUUGAAGGUAUGCUUACCUGGGAAUGAGAGCUAAUUUAUUUUUAAAUAGUAAUUUCUUCAAAAUAUACUGAACAUGCCUUAAGUAGUUAAAUACAAAAUAUUACAAGUCAAAUAUACCCUAAGCAUUUAAACAAUGAGAACCUGGAGAGAUAAAGGUCUUAAAUUGCUUAUACAGUGCUGCCUUCUUGGGCACAGAUUUUUGUGUGUGUUCAUUUUUAAAAUUGUAUUUAUUGGUCAGCAGGGUCACUGCAUCAGAUGCAGUCUUAGUGACUAGCUUUAGCUAUUGUGUUUGCACACUUGAGGUUUAUCUUCUACAGGUCAGAUGACUUGAUUUGAUAUCUUUAAAUUUGUCCUGAGGGUAGAGGAUUACACUUUGGAGGUAAUAAGACGUAUUUAGCUUUGUAGUAAUCUGCUGUUGCAAGAUAGACCCUAGUACAUUUCUGUUGUACAGCCACUUUAACAAACUUAUAUUGGCCUGGGACAGGCAAAAAGCUGGUGCUCUUCACUAUUAAACAUUUUUGGUAAAAUUGAAGAUAGUGGAGCAGUGCUCAGAACUUCAUUAAAAUCUUAAACUUC
This is a messenger RNA of Trachemys scripta elegans, 3047 nucleotides long. Its product is annotated as MOB-like protein phocein. The record is from RefSeq and is a predicted model, not a curated record. The transcript has 9 exons. Gene Ontology annotation, molecular function: metal ion binding; protein-folding chaperone binding; ATP binding. The coding region runs from base 312 to 1097 and encodes 261 amino acids. NCBI's taxonomy places the organism in Eukaryota, Metazoa, Chordata, Testudines, Emydidae. Gene Ontology annotation, cellular component: mitochondrial matrix; cytoplasm.